UCUCUCUCUCUCUCUCCCUGGCUCAAACUUUCUUGAACUCACAAGGUAUCAUAUUCAUAUAGAUAUAUACAGACACAAACAUGACGGGAGGGAAAAGGCAAAAUCUAGCGAUGGUGCUGAUCGUGUUAUUGUGUACAACGUUUCAAGGCUCUUUCUCAGAAGCCACCUCCUCUGUUGUUUUUUCUUUGAUCGGGAACGAGUAUACUAAAUGGGACUACUUUACUAAUAUCAAUAUAGGCACGCCACCCAAGCGUUUUGGACUCCAUAUUGACACUGGUAGUUUCCUCACUUGGGUUCAGUGUGAUGGAGCUUACGAGAAUGACAAGCCCAUCGGACAUUUGUACAAGCCAUCAAAAGAUCGCAUUGUGCAAUGUCAAGAUAUCUUAUGUGCUGUUAUCCAAGGGAAGGAAUACAAUUGUGCAAACCCAACUGAUCGAUGCAAGUAUUUUCUAGAAUAUGGUGAUAACAGUACAAGCCAUGGUUAUCUGGUGAGAGACAUUUUUCCUUUACGACUUACAAACGGAUCUAUCGUUUAUCCUAGUUUGGUCUUUGGGUGUGGAUACAAACAAAAAGGAAUUUUCAAAGGGGCCGGAAUUCUUGGUCUAAGCAAGGGUCCGCUUGGUUUGUUGUCACAAAUGCAUUCACAAGAUCUAAUACAACAAAUAAUUGGUCAUUGUUUAAGUAGUAGAGGAGGUGGGUUUCUAUUUUUAGGAGAUGAUCUUAUACCUUCUUCCGGAGUAUCUUGGACGCCAUUCACAUAUAAUAAUGAAAAGGAUUAUUUAUCAGGACCAGCAGACCUCUUGUUUGAUGGAAGUGAAACUGAAGUAACAGGGCUUCAAAUUGAUUUUGAUAGUGGAUCUGCCUUAUCAUACUUAGAACAAGCAGCCUACGAACACACAUUUGAUCUAAUUAACCAAGCUCUGGAAAGAACGCCGAUGAUACUUGAACGAUCAGAGGGUGAACUUCCAAUUUGCUGGAGACACAAUGGAAAACCUAUUACAUCCCUCAAUGAAGUUGAGAAAUACUUCAAGAACUUGACUUUAAGCUUCAAAAAUUUCCCAGACGCGACGCUGGAGUUACCCCCAGGAGCUUAUCUCAUACUUGUCAGAGGAAAAGUGUGCUUCGGGAUUUUAGAUGGCGAUCUAUUAGGACUUGAAAAUGCAAAUAUAAUUGGAGCUAUCCUAAUGCAAGAUAAGUUGGUGAUAUAUGAUAUCACUAAGCACCGUAUUGGUUGGACUUCUAAGAACUGCAAUACCUAA
Messenger RNA from Tripterygium wilfordii, 1259 nucleotides. Its product is annotated as aspartic proteinase Asp1-like. Gene Ontology annotation, molecular function: aspartic-type endopeptidase activity. The record is from RefSeq and is a predicted model, not a curated record. Gene Ontology annotation, biological process: proteolysis. NCBI's taxonomy places the organism in Eukaryota, Viridiplantae, Streptophyta, Magnoliopsida, Celastrales, Celastraceae. Bases 81 to 1259 code for a protein of 392 amino acids. The transcript is spliced from 7 exons.